This is a messenger RNA of Coregonus sp. 'balchen', 2620 nucleotides long. The record is from the annotation of a GenBank genome assembly. Lineage: Eukaryota; Metazoa; Chordata; Actinopteri; Salmoniformes; Salmonidae.
AUGGCCACCUUCUACACGCCAUUAGCUAUAGCUCUGCUAUUCUACAAAGUCAUUCCUGCCUCAACUUCCUGUUUACCCGGCUGCUCUUGCACAAAUGACAACUUGGGAAAGUAAGUUGUUUGUUGUCAGUCCUUUCGUAGGCGACCUAGUUUUGUCCCGAGUUUCCUUACCGUGUCAGUACGGUUAUGCAGUAGUGACUGAUCAAGUGUAGCCUAUUGCUGAACUCAGUGGUGGAUUUUCAUGACUGGUUUAAACAAUGGACAAUGUGGAGAGAUACCAUUUUACAUUUUAGUCAUUUAGCAGACGCUCUUAUCCAGAGCGAUUUACAGGAGCACGUCCACAGAUUUUUUCACAUAAUAGGCACUUAACCGCUAGGCUACCUGCCGUCUGUGUCUGUUAAAUGAAUAUAUAUAAAUUAUUCUAACCGUACUUCCAUAACCCACAAUGUUUUUGUUUGAUUUUAGAUCCUUACUUUGCAUGGAAACCGCCAUGGGACGAAUCCCAGACAACGUUCCAAAUGACUUCAGUAAAAUCCGAAUAGAGAAUUCCCACCUGACCGAAUUACCUCGCGGCUCCUUCGCUACGGUGAACGCCUUGGCGUCUCUGUGGUUGAAUUUCAACGACAUCACCCUGAUGAACGUCAAGAGUCUCGAGGGGCUGACGAAUUUAACGGAACUGCGGCUACAGGGAAACAAGCUGCGUUCAGUCCCAUGGACGGCGUUCCAGGACACGCCGAACCUGAAGAUUUUGGACCUGAAACGCAACCGACUAGACGUGCUCCCGGAAUCCGCCCUGAGACAACUACCAGGCCUGACUUAUUUAGACUUAUCCUUCAAUCAGCUUACCGUCAUAUCCAGGGAUGUCUUCCUCAACUGGCCUCUCCUCAACACGCAGGAGAGAAACGGAGGUAAAGAGGCCAGCAGUGGAGAGGCCAACGUCGUUUUAGCGCUGCAGGACAACCCUUGGCUGUGUGACUGCCGCCUCAAAGGUUUCCUUGAGUUUAUCAAAACCGUUAGUCCACCUCUAAUUCUGAUGAACUCGUACCUGACGUGCACGGGCCCGAGUUCCAGGGCGGGAAAGUUCUUCCACGAGGUCGGUUUGAAAACAUGUAUGAAACCCGAGGCCUCAGCCUCAGAAACCAACAUGACGGUGUCGCUGGGGGACAAUGUAACCCUCCAGUGCUUAGUCAAAGCCAGGCCUGACCCCGCCAUCCACUGGUCAUACAACCUGAAGAUUAUAAGGGGAUUUACUGGUAAGGUUUUAUUUAAUUGCAACUUCUAGGCUAUCAUCCAUUAGAUUGCUGUGACUUUGCUGCAGUGGGGUAUUUACCAUGAUCAUGGUCAGUCAUAGUUUAUUGUAAGCUACACCACUUUGAUGACAUGAUUUAGGACAAGUGGGCUAAUGCAUGUGUAUGUCAUUCAUGACUUUGGUAGGCUAUUGGUGUUUCUAAGUAGAAAAGCCAUAGAUUGAUUGCAACAGUUUGUCCCAGCGUUUCUUGUAGGCAAUCUCAACGAUAAUGUCUAAUGCAACAUAUUACUGUAAAUACUGUAAAUAUACAAUAUGUACCUGUUUAAACACCAACAACUCAACACCCACAAUGAUGUAUGCAGAGUAGGUCUGUCUUGUUGAUGAAGUUGUAACAUCCCACUGGGCAAAGACGUCAAUUCAACGUCUAUUCCACGUUGGUUCAACGUAAUUUGAUUGAAAUGACGUGGAAACAACGUUGAUUCAACCAGUGUGUGCCCAGUGGGAUAAUUCUCCUUUCUCUCCCUCUUCAGUCUCAGAGACCCGUGUGGACGAUGAGACCGUCAGAUCUCAGCUGGUCAUCCCAUCCCUACACAUGGCGGACCGAGGUGUCUACACCUGCUUCGCCAACAACUUCAUCGGCAACUCCUCCGUCAGUUUCCUGGUCAACAUCAAGUCUUUCAACGCCUCGUCCUCCGGCGGUGCCGCCAUGUCUCCUCCCCCGUUCCUCCUGGCCUCGGCCGACGAGAACAUCUACAUCGACAUCCGCAUCUCCAAGCAGACGGUCUACGGCAUCACUCUGGAGUGGUACGCUGCGACAGACAACCCAACAGAAACCUGGUUCACCAUCCAUUUGGGGAAAUACCACUCCGACAAAAAGGAGUUGACAUACAUCGGGCCGGGCAUCAACACAUAUUCGGUCGACAACCUCCUACCGGUUACUAAAUACGAGGUGUGUGUGACGCUGAAGAACCAGACGCCUCGCGCCGGCCAGUGCAUCGUGUUCGUAACAGGAAGUGACAUCAGCCAGCUGGAACAACGGGAGAAGCUCAUCCAUAUUAUGGUGAUCGUGUGCGUCAUGGGGCUGGCGGUGCCCGUGGGCAUGUACGCCUGCACCACCGACACCAGAUGUACGUUCAGCUGCCUGGACCGCUGUACGGAGCAGUGUAAGAGGAGGAGGCGGCAGGAGAAGACCCUGAGGACGAAUGGGGAGAGACAGGGGACCUUCGACAGCCUCCAGGCCACCAGCGAUGAAGGACUCUGUCGUGACUCUGAAGAGGUGAUGAUGAAGAGGAGGUCCUCCCAGGAUAAAAACAACCACAAGGGCAGAGCACAAGAUCCACCAGAGACAACCAUUGGAGCAAAGCUUUAUUAG